AAUUUGAGAUUUUUGAAAAGCUGAUACACUCCACCCAUGAAACAUUGACAAGAAAAGGAAAAAAGAGGAAUAACUGAAAAUUGCUAAACUUGUGGUCAGUGUAUGUGACAGGAAGUGCAAACAGUCUUAAAGAGUCAACAGUUCAGAGACUGUGACAGUCGAGAUCGAGAACAAGAAAGAAGUGAGACAGAAGCACGAUGGAUGAAUUCAGAUGGAUUCAAAUGUUUUCAUGUCUGAUGCUGAUGAUUCAGAUUGCAGUAUCUGUAAAUGAAACAUCCAUGUUUAUGAAAGUUGGAGGUGACGUCACUCUGCUUUGUCUAAAUGUGAUAGAUGAGCAGAAUAACUGUGAUGGUACUACGUGGACCUUUACUCCAAGGAACAGAGAAACAGCAGAGCUGAUCACACUUGGACAGAUUAGUACAGAAGCCAAAACUAAAUCAGACAGACUGAGUGUUACAGCGAACUGUUCUCUGCUUAUAAAGAAGCUCACAGUUGAGGAUGUUGGUUUUUAUUACUGUCAACAAUACAAAGUCGAGGAAACACCAUCUAAACACACUCUGGUUCAUCAGUCUUUGGUUGAUCUCUCUGUUAUUACCUUGACUGAACAUAAGGACACUGAUAUGGUGAAGUUAAGCUGCUCUGUGGUGACAUAUGGACAGUGUCAUCACACAAUGAAGUGGCUGCUUAAAGGUCAAGCUGUGGACAAAGAGAACAAAGAAACAGUGACUUCACAGACUGACUGCUCCACCACUGCGUCUUUUCUGGAGCAUCAUUACUUUAAAUCAUCACGUCAUAAAAUACUGAAGUGUGAAGUGACUGAUACUAAAACAGGAAAAGUGCAGCUGUUUACCUUCAGCCGUCAGACCUCAGGUGAGGAAACAGGUGACACAAAAACAACAAAGAAACCAGACAGAAAAUCAGAAACAACCACAACAAUUAAGACGCUUCUAAAAUCAGAUGAUACAACAACAAAAACUGUGGAAAGUGAAAGCACGACAGCAAACAACAAACCGUCAGGAGAUUCACAACAUGGUGUCCUGUGGUUCAUCAUUCCAGCUGUGGGUUUGGUCUCACUCUUGAUAGUUGUUGUGUUUUUCAUCAGAUGGAAGAGAACUAGAGGAAACAAAACACAGAUGGAUGAAGAUGCUGGACUGAGUUUAAACCCUGCAGAGACUCGGUCUGCUCCUCAAACCAGUCAGGACUCGGUGGAUCCUGAAGUUUCCUACGCUACCAUCAGCUACAACAAGACCACGAAUAAAGUUCAGGUUCGGGGUGAUGAUGAAGGUGAUGCAGUGACUUACAGCACCGUGAAGGCUCAUUCCUCUUCUGCUGCAGCCACUGCUGAUCCCAGCAGCCUCUACUCUACUGUUAGUUUCCCAGUCACAUAGUUCAAGUUGACAAAAAGGACUCGCAUUUAAGUUAAAGACUAAUUUUGUGUUUGCAUACAACAGAUUGAUAGCAACAUGCUAAUUAACAUAAACUAUUAGAUAGAUACCAUUAUUAUAACAAACAUUUGGUUUCAAAUCCAGAAUCACGUCUUUAUAUCCUCCAUUAAAACUAUGUAAAUAAAUGUAAAUAGAAACUUUCUUUUCUGUAUGAAAUCAGACCAGUGUGUUUCCAUAAUGUGAUCCAAGUGUGAAUAUCUAAAUGUAUCCACAUAAGCCUUGUAUAGAUAUUAAUGAUAUAGUUAUAAAUUUAUAUUUUACGAUAUUUUACAGGAAAAAACAUUUCUGCAAACAUUUGUAUAUUAUUAACAUAUUUGCAGCUUAACAAAAAACUAAAAGUUGUUCCUGGUUA
Messenger RNA from Oreochromis niloticus (Nile tilapia), 1797 nucleotides. RefSeq lists its product as uncharacterized. Gene Ontology annotation, molecular function: protein tyrosine kinase binding; MHC class II protein binding. Gene Ontology annotation, cellular component: external side of plasma membrane; membrane raft. Gene Ontology annotation, biological process: T cell activation; interleukin-15-mediated signaling pathway; positive regulation of ERK1 and ERK2 cascade. The record is from RefSeq and is a predicted model, not a curated record. The transcript is spliced from 10 exons. NCBI's taxonomy places the organism in Eukaryota, Metazoa, Chordata, Actinopteri, Cichliformes, Cichlidae. Bases 198 to 1388 code for a protein of 396 amino acids.